Messenger RNA from Salvia miltiorrhiza (redroot sage), 739 nucleotides. RefSeq lists its product as uncharacterized. Lineage: Eukaryota; Viridiplantae; Streptophyta; Magnoliopsida; Lamiales; Lamiaceae. The coding region runs from base 284 to 517 and encodes 77 amino acids. The transcript is spliced from 3 exons. The record is from RefSeq and is a predicted model, not a curated record.
ACAUACUUUUCGUCUAAUGAAAAGGACCAAGUCCGAAAUCCGCCAAAAAUUGUGGGGACAAAACGGUAUUAGCUGAAAGAAAAGAGGGUGAAAAACGAAAAAGAGAAUAACAAGGAAGCCAUGGUUUUGUAGAUGUAUAUAACCCCCAAAUUUUGUCACGGAGUGAUUCGCUGCUGUUCUUCGGCGCCCUCCUCCGCUCUCAACCACCCAAGGGAAAAGAAGAGUCAAUCAAUUAGGGUUUCAUAUUCAAAAAUCGAACAGGAAAAGCUUUUUUACGGAGAAAAUGGGUGGCGGUAAUGCUCAGAAGGCCAAAAUGGCUCGUGAGAAGAACUUAGAGAAAGCCAAAGGCUCAAAAGGGAGCCAGCUUGAUGCCAACAAAAAGGCAAUGAACAUUCAGUGCAAGGUGUGCAUGCAGACAUUCAUGUGCACUACUUCAGAGGUGAAGUGCAGGGAACAUGCCGAAGCAAAGCAUCCCAAAGCCGAUGUGAGCGCCUGCUUCCCUCAUCUCAACAAGUGACUUUACUUAUAAGCUCCUGCGUAAGGAAGUGUGUAUUUUGAGCAUUUCAUGUUUCUGCCCUUCUUCUUAAAUGUUUAGAUGAGUCAUUGGAAUGUGCUUCUCUUGCAGACAUAUGUCGAUUGUGAUGUUUGUUGAAUUUCUAUCUCAAGCCCUCUCCUGGGAAAUCUAUUGUGGCAAACUUGGCUGUGGUUUUAGUUUUUCCUAUGGUUAUUCAGAUUUCAA